Molecule: messenger RNA, 6681 nt
Organism: Archocentrus centrarchus (flier cichlid)
Lineage: Eukaryota; Metazoa; Chordata; Actinopteri; Cichliformes; Cichlidae
Gene: zc3h13
Product: zinc finger CCCH-type containing 13
Exons: 20
Coding region: 155-5722 (1855 amino acids)
Molecular function (GO): metal ion binding
Source: RefSeq, a predicted model, not a curated record
AUGACGUGCACACUCCGCCAAUAUGAAGGCACCCUGGGCAGUUUCUGCCUUUGCUUUUAAAGAAUAAGCCUUGUAAUUUUUUUUACAAGUGCUAAAUCCGCCAACUGGACUAAAGAGUAGGUGUGACAGCGAAAAAAUUUAUUGGUCCUGCAGAAUGUCCAAGAUCAGGCGGAAGGUAACAGUGGAAAAUUCAAAAACCAUAUCUGACAGCAGCAGCAGCAGCAGCACCACAACCAGCAGCAGCACCAACCCCACCGCCCCGUCCCGCAGGCCCAGUGUGUUUGAAAGACUUGGACCCAGCACUGGGAGUAAUGCUGCUGAUAGUCACUGUAGAAAUUGGCUGAAGACCGGAAACUGCAGUUACGGCAACACUUGUCGCUACACACAUGGAACUCAGCCACGAGGCAAAGGAUUUAGCUUUAGCCGGUCAACCGAGAGACCCACAGGUGAUCUGCGGGAGAGGAUGAAGAAUAAAAGACAGGAUGUUGAAGCAGAUAACCUGAAACGAGACCUAGAUGAGCCCGCAUCCCCAACAGUGAGACAGAGAGAGUCCUCCAGAGGCCGACACAGGGAGAAGGAGGAUAUAAAGAUAACAAAGGAACGCACCCCAGGCAGUGAGGAAGAGCCCACAGAGUGGGAGACCAAUCGUGAAGACUCUGAUAUUGGUGAUUAUGACUAUGAGUUAUCCCUAGAGAUGAAGCGUCAGAAGAUUCAGCGUGAACUAAUGAAAUUAGAGCAGGAAAACUUGGAGAAGAGGGAAGAAAUUGUCAUCAAGAAAGACGAGACGCCGACAAAAACCAGAACCACAGCCUUGCCAAAGGCGUCCCCUGAGCAGUUAAGCUCCAAAGAUUCACCCUCAUCCAGAAAGUCCACUGGCUCCCCAAAACACAAACGAGGAAACAAAGGGCUGGGCUCAGGGAAGAAAGAAAAGAAGGCAUCUGUAUCCUCGCCCGUUUCAGAAAGUGCCAGGUCUUCAAAAGGAAGCCACAGCAAGAAGAAAGGGCCCCGUACCCCCAGUCCCCCUCCACCGGUCCCUCUGGACCUCCCUGUGGUCGGGAAGAAACACAAAGGCAAGCACAAAAACAAGGAAAAGACUGAUGAGAAGCAGAAGGAGGGGAAAGAUCGUGGACGAGAUACGGAAAAACACAAAGAGAAGAAGGAAAAGCGCAGGGAUCGAUCAGACAGUUCCCACAAGGCCAAGCGGUCUGUGACAUCAGAGGAGCGUUCUGGUAGCGUGUCUUCUCCUUCCAGGGGUGUGUCGCCUCCAGUCAGGAAGAAAUCUACCUCUCCUAAAGCUUCCUCCCAUAAGGCUUCCAUCUUAGCAUCCCCUCCUCACAGGUCUCCUACCCCACCACGCCACCAACGCAGCCCCAGUCCUUCCCGUCACCACUCCCCUUCGUCCCAUUCCGGUUCCUCCGCCCAGCGCCACUCUCCCUCUCCUCGACGCCGUCGUUCUUCCUCUCCCAUCUAUCACCGGAGUACCACAGCUCAGGCCUCACCUCAGAGUUCCCGGCGCUCUCGAUCACCUCUCGUUUCUCACGACACCUCGUCACCCCAUCGGCGGUCUGACAGGUCGAGCCCUGGCCGGCGCCACUCCAGGGGCCGCGAGAGGAGUCGUGGUGACAGAGAGAGGAGUCCGCCCAUACAGGAGCGCAGACAUGAGCGCAGAGAUGAUAGCCACAACAAACGAGAGAAAGACAGUAUCCGUGACGACCGGGACUAUGACUCUGAACAGAUCUCACGGGAUACCCGUGAUGACCGGGACACCAGAGAUGCUCGUGACCGACGGGACACACGUGAGCGAGGGAGGGAAACAACCCGAGAGACUCGUGACAACAGGGACGUGAAGGACUUGAGAGAGAGCAGGGCGGAGACCCGCUCCAGUCGAGACCGCGAAAGGGAGCGAGAGAAGGACCGGGAAAAGGAGAGGGAGCGAGAAAAGGAGCGAGAUAGAGAGAGGGAGAGGAUCGAUGCCCACAGGAAGGAGGAUCUGAUUCAGGAUGACAGGAGUUACGGGAGAGGUCACGGACGUGACGAUGGAGGUAGAGGUGAAGGAAGGACCGAAAGCAGGACGGACAGAGCUGAAAGGAAUGGACGAGGAAGAGGGCGUGCUAAUGAAAUACCUGAGAAAGGCUCCAACAGAAACUCUCGAGGUUCCCAGCUGGAAAGCAGCCAUGACAGUUGGGAAUCACGGAGCAGUGCAGUUCGUGAACGGAGUGUGGAAAGGACCGCAGAUCGCAGCGCUGCUGAAAGAAGCUCUGACAGGGUUUCGGACCGAGAUCGCUACGAGUGUGAAAGAAGAGGAGAGCAGACCAGAGACCCCUCCUAUGACAGGAGAGGAGGGCACGGUGAGCGGGAUCGCAGAGACAACCGAGGAGAAAGAGACCAAAGAGCAGCUUCUCCAAGCAGACACCAGGGGAGGUUAGAGGAGUCUGAGAGGGAGGAGAGAAGGGAGGAGCGCAGGGCGGAUAGAGCAGAAGAUAGAAGAGAGGAUAGGACCCGCGACCGAGAGCGAGACAGAGACAGGGAACGAGAGAGGGAACGGGAGAGAGAGAAAGAGAAGGAGCGGGAGAGGGAGAGAGAGAGGGAAAAGGAGCGAGAGAAGGAGAGGGAGGCGGAGAGGGAGCGGGAGCGUGCCAGGGAGCGAGAACGGGAGAGAGAGAGGGAGAGAGAGCGAGAGAGGGAAAGGCAGCGCGAGGAGCGGGAGAGAGAGAGGGAGAGGGAAAGGGAGCGGGAGGAGCGGGAGAGAGAGAGGGAGAGGAAGGAGAGAGAACGGGAAAGAGAACAGCGCGAGCGGGAGAGACAGCGGGAAUGGGAGGCAAGAGAGAGGGGAAGGGAGGAGAGGCGGGAGAGGAGAGAGGACGCCAGGGAUGACCGGCCGGUUCGAGACAGCCGGGAUGAUCGCAAGAUGAGUCGUAAGAGGCCCAGGAUGGAUGGCAGCCAAAGCCCCCGACUCUCACCUAAGCGAACCACGCGGGACCUCAGUCCGGCAGACAGCGACGACUACAAUAGUUCAGAAGACAAAAGUGAGCGCCCGAUUGGCCGAGGGCAGGCCAAGCUCCACCCCCAGCCCCUCCUCCCCAGCCCAGUGUGUCCGCCUCCAUCUGACAAUGGGGACAAGCAUCGUCUGCUAAGCCAGGUGGUACGGCCCCAGGAACCGCUGUUGCGGUCGCCAACCAGGAGCGUUGCAUCCGAUGACAAGGCUGCUCACUGGAAGGAUGAUGAUCGCAGGGGAGUUGCGGACAAAAGGGAAGCGCGCGGUCGCCACGAGGACUUGGAGCCUCGUGGGGAACGAAGCAGAGGAGGCGACAGACGGGGGGAGCACCUCUCAGACACACCUUCUGACUUGCGUAGCAGAGGCAGAGAUUCCACACCACCUCCGCCUCUACCUCUUGCCAAUGCCAGCGAAGACCGAGAUACCGCUGGUUCCCAGUCCCACGAGGAGGGGAAAAAGAAGACCAAGUCACAGAGGAAGGGCUUGAAGAAGGGUCGCAAAGAUGAGGACACUGCAGGUGGCAGCAGCCUGGCUGCUGCAGGGGACCGUUUCAACCCCGAGCCCCCAUCUGGGGCUUCUACUGAUGGGCCGCCACCCUUACAUUCUCCCAGGAAAGGAGCAAAGAAGAAAGCUCUUGACCGAAAGAGGAAAAGAUCACGAGGGGGGGAAUCGGAAGCAUCCGAGGAUGAACCGUUAACCCAUGUGCCACACAGUAAGAGGAAGAGGGGUCCUCGGACACCGCCACCCUCAAUGAGGCCUGAUCACCGAGGCACUGGUGGGAAUACAGAGCGCUCUCCUCUCUCCAAAAUGGACAAUUUCAGUGACUGGUCAGAUGAGGAGGUGACAGACCGGGGAGGUUCACUGGAAACACAUGCUCCUUUGGUUCCUGCUGAGAGGGCUCCAGCUGAACCUCUCAGGAGAGCUGGUGGCCCCAGGAUGGGGCGGGCUAAUCCACCCCACAUUGCACCUUUACUCUCCCAGGAUCCUCCAAUGCUACUUCAGACUAUGCCUCCGCAGCCUCUCAUGUCCCAGCCGCUGCUCCGCAAACCCCCACCAGAGCAGACGCGCAGCAGCAGCAUGGGGAGCAACCAGAGUCGGAUGUCAACCCGACGCUUGCGUUCACCCUCUAAUGAGUCCGCACACAGAGAAGAUCCCCAGGGUGCACGAUCGCGCCGGGGCAGAAUGCAAGGCACUAACUCUCGGGACCGAGAGCGAGAGAGGGAAAGAGAGAGGGAGCGAGACCGUGAGAGGCCGGUGGCGAAUGACCCUCCAGGCUCUGAGAGGAAAUCCCGAAUUGAUCAGCUGAGGAGAGGAGAGCCUAGCCGUAGCACUUCAUCAGACCGGCAAGAUUCCCGCAGCCACAGCUCCAGGCGCAGCUCUCCUGAUUCUGAGAGGCAGGCCAGGUCCAGGUCCCGUGCCGGCUCCUACGACAGUCGAGAACGAGAGAGAGACAGGGAGCCAUUUGAACGGGACAGGGAGAGGGAUAGAGACCGCAAAGACCUCCGACCUCAGCAGCAACAGCAGCAGCCCCUGGUUCUCCAACAGCAACAGCAACAGAGAGACUGGGAUACUGAACCAAGGGAGUGGCCGAUCAGAGGACGGGAGCCCCUCCUGAUGCGUCCUGGUCGCGAACCUCUCCUUAGGGAGCGGGAUAUCCGGGACAGGGAACGCUUACUCCCCGAAGGACUCGUCCAGCAGCAUGAGCGGGAAAGGGAGCGAGAGAGAGAUCGGGAAAGAGACAGUAGAGUUGACAGAGGCGGUGAUCGGGAAAGAGAGAGGAUGAUGAUGAUGGAGCUACCGCCCCACGGGGACCCCAGGGCUCCAGGACGAGGUGAGAUGAGAGGAGACCUGCGAGGAGACAUGAUGAGACAAGACAGGAGUGAUUAUGAGCCUCUGCUGCCGAGAGAAGCAUUCAGUCCUCCAGAGCCCGAGAAGCCGAGCAACAGCCCCCACCUAAUGGGCGAUCAGCGGGAGGUGGAGAAGGCAGACAGCAUCGACGGAGACGACGAUGGGAAAGAAGAUGAUGGCCAGUCUGUCGCAUCUGUUGGCGAGGAGUACGAACCGAUCAGUGAUGAUGAGCUGGAUGAAAUUCUGGCUGACAGCCAGAAAAAAGAAGAUCAGCAAGACGAAGAGAAGAUCACAGGUCCUCUGGACGUGAUUGAUGUGGACUGGUCGAGCCUGAUGCCCAAACAGAAACAGGAACCGCGGGCAGCAGGGGCAGCCUUGCUCCGCUUCACCCCAGGGGCAGUGCUCCUUAGGGCAGGCAUAUCCAAGAGACUAGCUGGCCCAGAACUCCUGGAGCAAGUCAGAGAGGUGUGCAAGUCUGAGUUGGACGAUCCUAAAGAUGCUGACAAGCUGUUUGAGCAUGACCUGGGAGCCUUGAAUAUGGCAGCUCUGAACAGGCGGGUGGAGAGAGCAGGUUUAUUGAGAAACCUGGGGCCCUGCUGCAAGGCCCUGUGUGCUCGCAGGGACUUUGCCAUUCGCCGGCAACUGUUGAAAAAUGACAAGGGUCUAACCAAGCACGACCCCACUACACCCGUGGUGGACAAUGAGCUCCUGCAGAUGAGCAUGCGUCUCUUUAGAAGGACCGUGGCUGGCCAGGCAUCGGCCCCGGAAAGGUCGGAUAGUGGGUCGACGCCAGCAGCUGAAGUCGCCGAAGCUGGUGGUGGUGGAAGUAGUAGUAAUAGUAAGCUCAGCACAGCGCAGCCAGAGGUCUGUGUGUCCUGAGAGUAACACACAUCAAAGUGAAUGCUUCUAGGCCUUUACUUCCUCUCACUCCUAACUCUGUUUCUACCUGUCUCAUUUCAUUACAUUCAUAGCCUUUUUAGUCACGAGAGGGAAAACGGCAACAUUGUGACUCUAUCAGUUAUGUUUUGAAUGAUCUGUUCCAUAGACUACUGACAAGAUAGCCUAUGGAGGGGUGCGACGGUCCAUGUAUCAGAAAUCUAAAAUGCACCUAAAUGACUGUUUUGUUUGUUUGUUUUUUUUUGUGGAUUUACAGUGUUUUAGAGCAGAUUUUUAAUGAUCAGUUUCACCUGCCUAACAAAGAUUUGUUUCCCUAUGUUGUGCAUUGGUUAGUACAACUGUGCAUUAAAAUGGUUAGAUGUUGAUUUUUGUAAUUGGUCUUUUGCUUUGUAUGAAACGACUGUUCAACCAUCACAUAAUGGGACGCUUGAUAUUGUUCUGUUUGUGUUUACAACAUAUUACGUGAAGCCGCAUCUAUAGCGCUGGCUGCAUUGACACACAACAGUGAAACGUCCUGCGGGAACUUGAAUGAAUGUUUCUCACUAAAAAGCACUGCCAAGCUGUUUUUUCACUGAAUGUGAUUAUUUAAAAUUAGAGGGGUUUUUUUGGCUUUAUGUGCUUCUUUUUAAAUGGUUUGGCAGCGUCUUCCUGACAUGAACUGAAGUGAGUACAGAGCGCCAGAUCACCAACGCGGCAAAAUGGAAUUCUUCUCCUCACGAGCCCGCAUCAUCCAUAAUGGAGCCGAAGUGCUCCCAAUAGGAAAAGACAGUGUACUGCUUAGGAAGAAGAAAAAAAAAAAAUCAUUAAUCUGAACUUCUUUGUGUGGCCAGCAGUCAACCAACCAGGGUCACAGUAAGUCUUGCACAGCUGGUUAAGGUGCACCUUUAAAAUGUGGUUGUAUCAAAAGACAGUUGUAAAAAAAAAAAAAAAAAAAAAAAAAA